This is a messenger RNA of Hyaena hyaena (striped hyena), 6366 nucleotides long. RefSeq names its product transforming growth factor beta receptor 3 (gene TGFBR3). The record is from RefSeq and is a predicted model, not a curated record. Lineage: Eukaryota; Metazoa; Chordata; Mammalia; Carnivora; Hyaenidae. The transcript is spliced from 18 exons. Bases 459 to 3038 code for a protein of 859 amino acids.
GAGGGAGAGCUAUAGCGCAGGGUCGGCCUGAUGGGGGUAAUCGAGGGUUUCGGGGACGCCGAGUGGCGUUUUCCUCUUCCCAGUGAGUGAGGGAGGGCGAGCGGCGGCUCUCGUGCUCGGCCACUUUCCCCGGGCGAUUCCCGGAGCUCCCUGCAGGAGGUGAAAGUCCCGGCGGGUCCGGAUGGCGUAGUUGCGCCGCGGCGCAGCAGCUGCUGGAGCUCACCGCCGCCGAGAGCUGGGCGGGGAAACUUUCCUCCGCUUGCCUCCAACUUGCGGCGGCUGGAUCUCUGCGUGACACACCGCCUCCGAGGACUUCCAUCAUUUGACACAUUACAAGUUCGUUGUCUUUCUCCUCCAUGAGAAGGCAUUUUGAAAAUUGGAAAGAAGGAUUUUUAAGGCCACUUUGGAUUUGCAAAGACUACCUACGAUCUGAAGAACUGUUGGCUGAGGGUGACUAAAUGGGGCACACUUUUGGAGAAAUCAAAAUGGCUUGUUACUCUGUGAUUGCCAUGUUUGCCCUGAUGAGUUCCUGUGUAGCCACUGUAGAUCCGGAGCCUGGGACCCAGUGUGAGUUGUCGCCUGUCAACGCCUCCCAUCCUGUCCAGGCGUUAAUGGAGAGCUUCACUGUCUUGUCGGGGUGUGCCAGCCGAGGCACAAUGGGGCUGCCGCAGGAGGUGCACGUCCUGAACCUCCGUGCUGCUGACGCAGGGCCCGACCAGACUCAGAGAGAGGUCACUCUGCACCUAAAUCCCAUCUCCUCGGUCCACAUUCACCACAAGCCUAUCGUGUUCAUGCUCAACUCCCCACAGCCCCUGGUCUGGCAUCUGAAGACAGAGAGGCUGGCAGUUGGGGUCUCCAGACUUUUCUUGGUGUCUCAGGGUUCCAUGGUCCAGUUUUCAUCAGGAAACUUCUCCUUGUCAGCACAAACAGAAGAAAAGAGAUUCCCUUUUAGAAACGACCGUCUGUUAAAUUGGGCUCGAAAGGAGUACGGAGCAGUCACUUCAUUCACUGAACUCAAGAUAGCAAGAAACAUUUACAUUAAAGUGGGGGAAGAUCAAGUGUUCCCUCCCACAUGCAACAUCGGGAAGAAUUUUCUCUCGCUCAAUUACCUUGCUGAGUACCUUCAGCCCAAAGCAGCAGAGGGUUGUGUGAUAUCCAGCCAGCCCCAGGAUAAGGAAGUACACAUCAUUGAGUUAAUUACCCCCAGCUCUAACCCCUACAGUGCUUUCCAGGUGGAUAUAAUAAUUGACAUAAGACCCUCUCGAAAGGAUCUUGAGGUGGUUAGAAAUCUCAUCCUGAUCUUGAAGUGCAAAAAGUCUGUCAACUGGGUGAUCAAAUCUUUUGAUGUUAAGGGAAACCUGAAAGUUGUUGCUCCUAACAGUAUUGGCUUUGGGAAAGAGAGUGAAAGGUCCAUGAUAAUGACCAAAUCAGUAAGAGAUGAUAUUCCUUCAACACAAGAGAAUCUGUUCAAGUGGGCUUUGGACAAUGGCUUUAGUCCAGUAACAUCAUAUACAGUGGCUCCUGUGGCUAAUAGAUUCCAUCUUCGGCUUGAAAACAAUGAGGAAAUGAGAGAUGAGGAAGUCCAUACCAUCCCUCCUGAGCUACGGAUCCUGCUGGGCCCUGGCAGUCUGCCUGCCCUGGAGAACCCACCCAUCCGGGGAGGGGGAGGCCGAAAUGGAGGUUUCCCCUUUCCAUUCCCCAAUAUCGCCAGGAGAGACCAGACAGAAAGGGGAGAAGAUGGGACCGCCCAGCCAAGGGACCCUGUUGUCCCCAGCUUACGGCUGUUUCCUGGUCUCGAAGAGCCCAAGGAGGUGCAAGAGAAUGUGGAUAUUUCCCUGUCAGUCAAUUGUGACAAUGAAAAGAUGGUCGUAUCUGUAGAAAAAGAGUCUUUUCAGGCCAGCAACUACUCAGGGAUGGAGCUCACCCUGUUGGAUCCUACCUGCAAGGCCAAGAUGAAUGGAACCCACUUCAUUUUGGAGUCUCCCCUGAAUGGCUGUGGUACUUGGCACCGGCGAUCAGGCCCAGAUGGCGUGAUUUACUAUAACUCUAUUGUGAUGCAGAUUCCAUCGACUGGGGAUAGCAGCGGCUGGCUAGAUGGUUAUGAAGAUUUGGAGUCAGGUGAUCAUGGACUUCCAGGAGAUAUGGAUGAAGGAGACACUUCCUUCUUCAGCCGACCUGAAAUUGUGGUGUUUAAUUGCAGCCUGCAGAGAGUGAGGAAUCGCAGUAGCUUUCAGGACCCACUCCACAGGAACAUCACUUUCAACAUGGAGCUCUAUAACACUGACCUCUUUCUCGUGCCCUCUCAGGGGGUCUUCUCUGUGGCAGAGAACGGACACAUUUAUGUUGAGGUGUCUGUUACUAAGGCUGACAAAGAAUUGGGCUUUGCCAUCCAAACAUGCUUUAUCUCUCCAUAUUCAAACCCAGAUAGGAUGUCAGAUUACACCAUCAUUGAAAACAUUUGUCCUAAAGAUGAAUCUGUGAAAUUCUACGAUCCCAAGAGGGUGCACUUUCCUGUCCCACAAGCUGAGAUGGAUAAGAAGCGAUUCAGCUUUGUGUUUAAGCCCAUUUUCAACACCUCGCUGCUCUUUCUACAGUGUGAGCUCACACUGUGUACCAAGAAGGAAAAGGACCCCCAGAAGUUACCUAAGUGUGUGCCUCCAGAUGAAGCCUGUACCUCGCUGGACGCCUCAAUGAUCUGGGCCAUGAUGCAGACUAAGAAGACCUUCACCAAGCCCCUCGCUGUGAUCCACCAGCAAGAAGAAGUUAAAGAAACCAGUCUAAGCAUUAAGGAACCGAAUCCAGUUCCUCCACAGAUCUUCCAUGGUCUGGACACCCUCACCGUGAUGGGCAUCGCGUUUGCAGCGUUUGUGAUCGGAGCACUCCUGACGGGAGCCUUGUGGUACAUCUAUUCUCACACAGGGCAGACGGCGGGAAGGCAGCAGGUGCCCACCUCGGCGCCGGCCUCGGAGAACAGCAGCGCGGCGCACAGCAUCGGCAGCACGCAGAGCACGCCCUGCUCCAGCAGCAGCGCCGCCUAGCUCGCCGCCCGCGCGCUCACCGCGGUGCCCUUGCCAAGAGAGAGCGGAUUCCGAUAUACAGGCCACCUGUCGUAUUCCAACCCCGCCCCGGGCCCAUACAGAUGUGACCCCUGGGCCUCUGUAACACGCUAGAACUCCUGUGAGAAAGCCGAGGUGGCGGCCUUCUCCACCAGCCCCGCACGGGCUUGGGGGGUUUCAAUGUGAAACACAUGCCAGUUUUCAAAAUGCUGCUUUGUCCAGGUAAGACUGUCCAUAAUUUGGGGCCCUGAGAUUUACCCCGACUCAAGGAGUUGGUAAGAGGAUAAUAACCAGACAGUAGGACCAGUGAGGAGCUAUGGCCAAAGAGUCUCGUAUAACUGAACCGAGGUGUUUAACGAAAGAAAUACCGCAAGAUUUUCUCAGUGUGUUCCUCCAUGUCUAAUUUGCACCUUCUGGACGCACACUUCUCACUCUGCUGACACACCCUCUGGGGGCUGAUGUUGUCCGCUUGAUGGGUGCCGCCCUCAGGGACCGCAGCCUGACACACGUCACGGCCACAUUCCUUUCUCGUGCCCUGGGCCCAAACCAGCGCUGAUCACCUUAUCCGCUGCCCCGUCCCACACUCACGCACUGACUACAAAAAUGUCUUAGUGCAAAUUUUGUGUUUCUUCAUAAGCAUGUAGAAAUUGAAAAUGGCCAAAAUCUGGGACUGCAGAUUUGUGCCCAUUUAUGACACUGUAUUCUGAAAAAAAUUAUAAAUUGGGGCAAAUUUAGUUUUAAAGUUGGAAAGGAAUUUGCACAGCAGUAUAUAUACAAGUACAGGUCACCUGGCACAUUUGUUUUCUCCAUUGAAAAAGAAAACUCUGAAAAAAAAUGAAAAAGAAAAUUAUUUUUCAAAGGAAUUUUGAAAUUCCCUUCUUAAAAUACCCUGUGCCUUCAGAGUUGCAACCAAAGUGUAUUUGGGAGAAUUAGUGUUUCCACUCAAAACAUGUCAACCUUUUUAAUAGACCCUCUUGUGAAAACGAAGCUCUUGUUCGUGCAAAUGCACGGCACAUCCUGUCGGUUUCCGGUUGGUUACCUGAACAGUGUCACCGAUUCUGCCAAGAAAGUGCUGAGAUCUAGAAAAGGGCACUCAUGUGGACUGCUUUAGUUCUCUUGCCUUAAAUGUAUUCCAACCUCAAAAAAGGAUUUGAGAUGGAUUUCAUUAAAAUGGAAUAAUAUGAUGCCACUUUGCAGCUAAAAUAAGCUCAACUGAUUGUGUUAAAAGAGAAGGCCAAGGAAAGUUGCCAUGCCAAUUCAUUUACUACUGAGGAUAGAUUCAUUGCAAAGAAAUCUUCAUCUUGUUCCAGAAUUCUCCCCCAAAAGACUCCUAAUUGUACUGAAAGAACAGGCUAGCUUCUACCCCCAAAACAUUCAUAGACGAAUCUCACAGCCCUUAAAAUCAGGAAGUUAUGCCUCAUUCUCUGAAUGGAACCGUAAAUAGAAAAUGUUGAUAAUACUCAAGACCUGAGGACGGUGUCUAUCAGCCCACAAGUAGGUGGAGUUACUGAUAGUCAUUGAUAUGAUACUGAUCUGUCGUAUUAGCCACUGAUACAAAAGACCGUAUCACCCGAUCAUAGAAUAAUACUCUAAUUUGCUAAGUAUAUAUAUCCAACCUGUAUAAUAUUAACCAGACUUGAGGACUAAGAUUUCCAAGCUAUCUACAUUGGUUUAUUGAAAAUUUUUAGAUUUCCACAUACAAAUGAAGAUAAGAGAUUAGAGAAUUUAUUUCCUUCAGUUAACUUUUUAACAUAAGGGUAUCAGAGUGGAGGACCUAGAUUAUGCUACCUGUGUUUGAAAAUAAUGCGCUUUGCCUAACCUUCAGCAGAAUGUAUUGUUUUAGCAUAUUCUAUGUAUAAAAAAGUUUAAAGAUGUCUUCAAAGAAGACUAGAGUCUUUAAGUCACAUAUAGCUAUAUUUUACUACAAAAAUGUGUGUAUAAAGAUAUAUUUAAGUGUUUUAGAUAAAUUUAAAUUACUCCAUAUGAAACGUUUAAUUUCAGUUACUGUGAAUUCUUUUGAUCAGUUCUUUGCUGUUUAAAAAACUCUUUCCAUCCUGUUAAAAAUAAAAUCAGCUAUUAAGAGGUAUUAAAAGAUCCAAGUCUUUAGAUGGACAGGGUUAAAACUUUUUGUGAUGAUUAUAUUUAAAUGUAUAUUUUUGAAAGAGUUGCUGCAUUGCCAAUGAUUUUAUAAAUAAUUUAAAAUUAAUUUACAAAUUUAUGGAUGCAAACCAAAAGAUUUUAAAAGAAAGAGAAGGAUAAUCACCCUUUAAUUGUUUAGGUCUUACUAUCUGAAGUACUAUUCAGAUCAAGAAAUCUGUUGAUAAUAAACCUGAUCCCAUGUUCAUUGGAGAGUGAACGUCAUUAAUUAGUUCAGAAAUGUCUCUAAAAAAUGUUUCUUAAAAAAAGUGUUCUCUCCCCAGCUUCAUAUUAUAGCAUUUCUAAUCACUCCAUACUUCACAGUUUCAAUACAAAGUACAAGCUCUAGUUUAUAACACGUUCUGCAAGUUUCUUUAAAACUGUUGUUAUAUUCCAGUUAAAUGCUUCUGUCUACAAAGUCUUUUGUUACUUCUGCCGGCUACACUCUAAUUCACAGAGACCAUUUUGUUUUGUUUGUUUGAUCAAGCCAAAGCUAUUGUUGAAAUGCUCCAAGUUUGCACGGCAGAGUGUCUGUGGGAUACCUUAUAACUUUUCACCGUGUGGCGUUCACCAGCAGUUCCUCUGUUAUUUCUAAAGUCAGAGGUGUCUUCUCUGAGCUGCUUCUAUAUCAUUGUCUACACAAACAAACAAAAAUGGUCUUUUCCUUGUCUGUGAUAAGAUUGUAAACCCAUUUUCUGUGUGUGUUCUGUGGUGAGCGUGAUUGUGUGUGGGGGCGCGCACAUGCGUGCUGGUCAUUUCGUACAGUAACUACCUCAUGGUGUGAGUGAUGGUUGUACUGCCGGUUGUGGUAACAGAGCACAUUUGGUUGGGCAAAUUGUGUGUGUGUGACCUUUCUCCUGUUUGUGUUAUCUGGGGGGGGGUUGUUCAUGAAACUGACAGAUGUUUUUCUUAAAAGGACUAUUACCAAUUUCCAAAUACAGUGCUUCUCUUUUCUGGUUUUUCCUGAGUGAGCCUGAUUUUGUUGCUGUUUUUCAUCUAUCAGGGUAAAAAGAGUGCCCUUAAAAUCCCUGUGGCCAGUUUGAACACCCCUGUUGUAUUCUUUUCUCUGUUCAAUGUGUUGGCAGUUUUAUGAACAUGCUUAGAUGUAUAGUUUUGAUAACCACAGUUUUAAGUCCUUUAUCUGUGCAUAAUAAAGAAGAUAUAUAUCAACUUA